AUGAAGAUUGUUAACGGCGGCAAUUCUGAAGUGCCUAAGCGUCAGAUUCAGAGGGAGCAUGGGAUCGAAUCAAACAGCGAAGAGGGUACUGGUGCUUUGACUGACGACGAUAUUGUUGUACUCGCCGAAAUGAAAGAAGAAGGAAGUUCCUGGAAAGAGGUAGCUGAGCACUUUGGCCUCAAGCCUGACGCUAUCCGGAAGUUUUACGGCAAACAUCAAGCUCGUCACGAAAAUUGGGACGCAAUGAAGGUUCAAAGGCUGAGGGAAGCUUAUGUCAAGUAUGAUAAGCAGAAGUGGCAAGUGAUCGGUACUGAAAUUGGCAGUAAGCCUAUGGCGUGUGAAACGAAAGCGAAGGAGCUCGGGUUGUUGUAA
This is a messenger RNA of Saitoella complicata NRRL Y-17804, 372 nucleotides long. RefSeq lists its product as uncharacterized. The coding region runs from base 1 to 372 and encodes 123 amino acids. The transcript has 2 exons. The record is from RefSeq and is a predicted model, not a curated record. Lineage: Eukaryota; Fungi; Ascomycota; Saitoellomycetes; Saitoellales; Saitoellaceae.